AUGACCAACCCCAUUCGACCCGGGCUCCAUUCUAGAAGAAGCGAAAGAUCUACGAGGCAACAGCUUCAGAUGCCACAGGCCAUUGCAUCACAUGUAUGGCAUAGGAGUUCUUCCACUCCAAGUUUGCUCCAUAUGCAAAGACACCAUCAUUCAGACCCUCAUUCUAGUAGUAUUAAUAAAAGUUUGCCUGCAUCAAGAAAUUCAAUUGAACAAGAUACUAAUGGAGGUGAUCUAGGGCAAAAAACCCUGUCGAAACAAGAUGAUGACAAUGUGGUGGUUGACGUGUUGCCAUCUUUUGAGAUGUAUAACGUUCUUCAUAGACAUAUACCUCAAGGUAAUGUCGACCCAGAUCGUCAUGAUUUCCCUCCCAAUUAUACAGAAAUACAGAAUCAGCAAGGACCUUAUUCGGGAAAUAACAGUUCCUUUGUGGUAGAAACAUCUGCAGAUACGGACCGCGCAUCAGAUGGUACCAAUAGUAACAGUAAUGAUGUCCUGUCGCCAUUUGCGUCCAACAGAUUGAAUAGUUUGAAUCCUAUGAGUACGCAACAUCUGAGCAUUCAGAAUACAACAUUUGUUGAUGCUGAUGGCAUAGAUAUAGAAGAUGAUCUGGGCGCCAAUGAAAAUAUCGUGAUAGAUAAACUGUAUACACUUCCGAAGACACCAACUGCUUUGGAUAUUACAAUUCGUUUAACUAAACGCGCAUCUCUACCUCCUGAAGAGCCUGAAGAAGAGUCCAUACUGAAAGAGUACGUAUCAGGAGAUGUCAUACAUGGUUACUGUAUCGUUGAAAACAAAUCUGAUGAACCAUUAAAAUUUGAAAUGUUCUACGUUACAUUAGAAGGCUAUAUUUCAAUUAUUGAUAAGGAAAAAGGUAAGAGAACAGCAAAGAGAUUCUUGAGAAUGGUGGAUAUAAGUGCCAGUUGGUCAUAUUCCACCGUGGAUCUUGGUUCUGGUGUUAAAUACAUUCCAGGUGAAGUUGAUUUCGAUGGUUCUAUUCUGGGAUUGGGUAACAGUCGUUCUCUAGAGCCCGGUGUAAAACACAAGAAAUUUUUCAUGUUCAAGUUACCUGGUCAGUUGUUAGAUGUCACAUGUAAGCAUGAACAUUUUCAACAUUGCCUAUUGCCUCCCAGUUUUGGUAUUGAUAAAUACAAGGAUCACUGGAAGUAUUCGGAGAUAAAAGUUAAUCCAGUUCUAGGUUGUGGUAAUUUAGGAACAAAGGGUUCACCUGUCUUAACAUACGAUAUGUCAAGUAGCUCAUUAUCAGUUAAUUACACCAUCGAUGCGAAGAUUGUUGGAAAGGAUAAAAAGACCAAGAAGUUAAAUAUUAUGAAAGAAAAGGAAUACAAUAUUAGAGUGAUACCGUUUGGUUUCCAUUCAGAAUUGAGUGCUGGUGAGAGGGCCUCGUUGAAUCAACUUAAUGACCUUAAAACAUUAAUCGAGGAAAGAAUAUCAGCGCUGAAGAAGAUUUUUGAAAGACUGGAGAAAAAUGAACUCAUCCAGAAUAUAGAUAUACACGGUACAGAUAUUAGUGGAACAAUGACUGAAGAAAUUGAAUUGAAUUCUGAAGAAAUAUUAAGGAGAAAAAUGGAUCAACUGCAUAUGAAUAAUAGGUUUACAUCUGAAUUUCAAGAAAUGAGAGAUUAUAAGAAGGGAAUGCCUCUAGGAAGACACAUAGAAAGUGAAUUGAGCUAUAAAAUAAGGUCUAAAAAUAGUCUAAAGAAGAAUUUAUUUUCUGGUUUUCUUGCAGGGGCAUCUUCAUCUUCUUCCUCCCCAGAAACUGAAAAUAGUGACAAGAUGGGAAUUAUCUUGGUAUCUACAAAGGUACCUGAAACAAGUCUUCAUUACUCUUCACCCUCCCUAGUAAGAAAGACUAAUAAAUUUGAGGCACGGACCAAGAGGGCCCAAGAAAAUUGGAAGAACUUGUUGGAGACAAUUUCAGACGAAGAACGGAAGGGGCUAACUAAACUCCCGAUUUCACUAGUUUGUGUCCAAUCAAAUAAUAGUGCCAUCCAUGAGCCACCUGAAAUACAGGCCAUCACUACAGAAUUGCUCUGUAUAACCGCAAGGGCAGAAAAUUCUAUACCAAUAAAAUUGGAUUCUGCAUUACUACUAAAUGAAGAAGAGAUGCAAGAAAUCAAAAAGAAAUUUAAUGAUUAUUUGGAAACUAUCCAACGUUAUAAUGAAAAGUUCGAAGAAAAUUACGAAAAAUUAAAUGAACUCUACAAUCAAAAUAGCUCCACAGCUAGAGAACUCAAAUUUACCGAUUUUAUACCGUCACAAUUAAUUAAUGACAUGGAUAGUAUAGUUAAUUUGAAGGUUAAAGUCGAUUCUCUACAAGAUGUGUUCAAACGUCAAUUAGACACCUUGAAAGAUGACGACAGUAUUAGCCCUGUAUCUUCAAGCGCAUCUCCUGGUGAAACAAUAUUGUCUCCUAGGGGUAGCAUAAAAAUGAAUGCAAAGGGUGCAUUGAGCUCAACCGCAGGUAUCUCGAAGAGUUCUGUUUUCUCCAAAUAUGUCGAUCAAAUCAUUCAUGAGUGGGUGAAGCAGGCUCCUAUGAAAUAUCAGAGGAAAAUUGAUGUAAACCUAGAAUACAAUAAUUCCGUCAUUAAAACCAUCAUACCGAGCUUCGAAAGUUGUCUCUGUUGUAGACAGUACUCUGUUCGUGUUCACAUAAAAUUUCACAAUGCAGGAUCUACAUAUAUCGACGUUCCUGUAACUGUCAAAAACUUCUAA
Kazachstania africana CBS 2517 is the source of this 2733-nucleotide messenger RNA. RefSeq lists its product as uncharacterized. Lineage: Eukaryota; Fungi; Ascomycota; Saccharomycetes; Saccharomycetales; Saccharomycetaceae. The record is from RefSeq and is a predicted model, not a curated record. Gene Ontology annotation, biological process: protein monoubiquitination; protein polyubiquitination. Gene Ontology annotation, cellular component: ubiquitin ligase complex. Bases 1 to 2733 code for a protein of 910 amino acids. The transcript has a single exon. Gene Ontology annotation, molecular function: ubiquitin-ubiquitin ligase activity.